Leucoraja erinaceus (little skate) is the source of this 8216-nucleotide messenger RNA. RefSeq names its product sema domain, immunoglobulin domain (Ig), short basic domain, secreted, (semaphorin) 3bl (gene sema3g). The transcript is spliced from 17 exons. Gene Ontology annotation, molecular function: semaphorin receptor binding; chemorepellent activity. NCBI's taxonomy places the organism in Eukaryota, Metazoa, Chordata, Chondrichthyes, Rajiformes, Rajidae. The record is from RefSeq and is a predicted model, not a curated record. Gene Ontology annotation, biological process: negative chemotaxis; negative regulation of axon extension involved in axon guidance; positive regulation of cell migration. Bases 316 to 2634 code for a protein of 772 amino acids.
AGAGAGAAGGGGAGGCGUCACCCUGGGUGUAGGGGACUGGGAGGGGCGGCGCGAAUAUUGUAUAAAAGCUCAAUAGCGAGACAGGGGCGCCUCGCUCGCCCAAUAUCAGCCCAGGGAUCGCCGGCCGUGCUUAAGCCGCCCAACCUUGGGAUUUAAGCAGCAAAGUUUGGUGAUCCUUGAUGCCGGGACUCUCACUGAGACAAACUCAACACCUGUGACCACACCGACUCGGGAGGUGUUGGUUUUCCCACAGUAUAAACAGGAAGAAUUUGUCACAUUGCAACACUUGAAUUCUCACUAUUCUAAAAUAAAACCAUGAAGGCUGCAACAUCACUGACUGGAGCUCUGGACACGCUGCUCUUUUGGAAUAUUAUUAAUCUGUGGGGCGUGGGGGCUAAAGUGAACAUUCCCAGACUCAAGCUGACUUAUAAAGACCUGCUGACUGCCAAUAGAUCUGUUAUCUUCUUUGGCCACCGUGGCUUCCUGGAUUUCCGUUCCAUGUUUCUGGAUGAGUAUCGUGAUGAGCUGUUCAUUGGAGCCAAAGAUACCCUGUACUCCCUUCAACUUGACCAGCCAGCCAUUGAUGCCAAGGAGAUUUACUGGCCUGCGCUGCCCGGUCAAGAGCAGGAAUGUGCCCUCAAGGGAAAAGACCCAUUUAGUGACUGCGCCAACUACGUGCGGGUUCUGCACCCGUACAACCGCUCCCACCUGCUGGCCUGUGGGACGGGUGCCUUUGAGCCGCUGUGUGCCUUGGUGUAUAUGGGCCACCGAGGGGAGCGCGCCUUCAGGAUGGAGAUCAACAGCGUGGAAAAUGGACGAGGCAAAUGUCCUUACGACCCGAACCGACCUUUUGCAAGCAUCUUUAUUGGUGGUGAGCUUUACACGGGCCUGACUGCUGACUUCCUGGGGAGGGACCCCGUCAUCUUCCGCAGCCUGGGGUCUCGCUCCGCCAUGAGGACUGAGCUGGACCAGCGUCUGUUGCAAGAUCCCAAGUUCGUGGCGGCUCACCUCAUCCCGGACAACAUUGACCGCGACAACGACAAGGUCUACUUCUUCUUCACCGAGAAAGCGAUGGAGUCAGAGGGCAAAGUGCGGGCCAUAUACAGCCGGAUCGGGCGCAUUUGUGCAAAUGACGCUGGAGGCCAGAGAGCGCUGGUGAACAAAUGGAGCACAUUCAUCAAAGCCAGGCUGAUUUGCUCUGUCCCAGGGCCUGACGGCAUCGACACCCACUUUGACGAGCUUGAGGAUGUCUUUGUCCUAAGGACCAAGGAUGAGAAGAAUCCUGAAAUCUAUGCUAUCUUUAGCACAAUAAGCAACGUAUUCCAAGGCUACGCUGUUUGUGUGUAUCAUAUGGCUGACAUCCGAGAAGUCUUCAAUGGACCUUACGCACACAGGGAAGGGCCUGAUUAUCAAUGGACGGCUUUUGAGGGCAAAGUGCCGUAUCCAAGACCUGGGUCUUGCCCCAGUAAGAUAACCACCCAGCCCAGUCGCCGAAACACCAGUACCAAGGACUACCCAGACGAUGUCCUGCACUUUGCCCGGAGCCACCCACUGAUGUUCCAUUCUGUGUAUCCAAUAAACCAGCACCCUGUGCUCAUCAAGACCAACGUCCAGUACAAGAUGACCCAGAUAGUCGUGGACAGAGUGGAGGCAGAGGAUGGGCAGUACGAUGUCAUGUUCAUUGGGACAGAUACUGGAAUGGUACUGAAGACAAUCGCACUGCGGAAGGGGAACGCUGUGCAGAGUGAGGAAGUCAUUCUGGAGGAGCUCCAGGUCUUCAAGGUUUCAAAUCCCAUCACGGCGAUGGAGAUCUCGGUGAAACGGCAACAACUGUACAUCGCCUCAAGAGUGGGGGUGGCCCAGGUGAAGCUCCAUCAGUGUGAGACAUACGGCAGUGCCUGUGCUGAGUGCUGCCUGGCCAGAGACCCUUACUGUGCGUGGGACGGCAGCACAUGCACCAGAUACCAGCCCACGGCCAAGAGACGCUUCCGAAGGCAAGAUAUCUGGAACGGGAACCCCAUUCACCAGUGCCCGGACCAGAAUUUGAGUGUGGAAGAGUUUGACAACGCGGAGGAGAGGGUGGUCUAUGGGACUGAACACAACAGCACCUUUCUUGAAUGCAUUCCAAAAUCUCUUCAGGCGUCUGUCAAAUGGUUCAUCCAGCGAGCUGUGGAUCAGAAGAAGGAUGAGGUGAAAACGGAUGAGAGGAUCAUCAAGACUGAACAUGGCCUCUUGUUCAGGAAGAUUUACCGGAUGGAUGAAGGCACGUACUACUGCCAGACCAUGGAGCAAGGCUUCACCCAGACGGUGACCAAGAUCUCGCUGGAGGUGCUGGAGAACGAGCAGCUGGAGGAAAUCUUCAACCGGGACGACGAGGAGCGCAGCAACCGGCCCUGCACCCCUCAGCCGCGGAGGCCGCACAGCCACAAGCCCUGGUUCAAGGACAUCAUGCAGCUGAUCGGCUACUCCAACCUACACCGGAUGGAGGAGUACUGCGAGCGGGUCUGGUGCAACGAGAAGCAGCGCAGGAAACGCAAGAUGAUGGCCGGCAAGUGGAAGUUCCUGUCGGAAGGGGGCAAGAAGGGGAAGAGCAGACCCCGCAACAGAACGCCCAGGCACGUCGCCGGCACAUAGACCUGGCCCGGUUCCACACGCAUUGGAGGAUCUCCAGAGGCCAAACUUUAGACUAGGCUUUCAUGGGACAGCAAAGUAACCGUGCAUUCAGAAACAUUCCUCAGCUGGGGCUAUGACCCUCACUGCUCAAAACAUCAGGAGAAAAAUAUGGAACCAAAGGUCACCAAAGUCUUUUACUGUUACUACAACCUUAACUCCAUCAACUAAGUUACCAUAUUAUUUGUGAAUCCACUGCAUCAUAUGAUCUCAUUUUUUUUUAUCAUGUUGAAAAGUAACAUUAAGAUCUGUGUAUUUAUACAUGUUAUUUAAUAAUUCAUUAGAAAUUCAAUAGAGGGAUGGAUAAAUCAAUUCAGUAAAUGACAGAGCAAGAUCUGAUACCUUUAGUACACCAGAGUGUAUCUUGUUCAAUGCCUGGUACAUGUCAGUACCAUGUCUUUGAUAGCAUCAGUCAAAGACGCGUAUUAGAUUAGGAAUGGAUGGGUAUCAAAGUGUGCACAGUACUGUCUUGGGGAGAACUGGACACCCAACUUUUCUGGGCAAGAUUUGAUCCUUUAUAUUUUCACGAGUUCAUAAGUCAAUUGUGCAGAAAUAGGCCAUUUGGCCCAUUGAUUCUACUCCUCCAUUCAAUCAUGGCUGAUCUAUCUAUCCCACUCAACCCCAUUCUCCUGCCUUCACCCCGUAACUUUUGACUCCCUCGCGAAUCAGGAACCUAUGGCUUAUGGGCGCACAGUGGCGUAGGGGUAGAAUUGCUGCCUUACCGCGCCAGAGACCCGGGUUCAAUCCUGACUACGGAUGCGUCUGUAUGGAGAUUGGACGAUCUCCCCAUGGCCCGCGUGGGAUUUCUCCAGGUGGUCCAGUUUCCUCCCAAACCCCAAAGACAUACAGGUUUGUAGGCUAAUUGGCUUCUGUAAAGUUGUAAAUUGUCCUUAAUCUUUGUACCAUACUGACCAGUGUGUGGAUCGGUGGACUGAAGGGCCUGUUUCCGUGCUGUAUCUCUAAACUAAACCUGGUAAUCUCCACUUUAAAAAUACCCAAAGACUUGGCCUCCCCAGCCGUCUAUGGCGAUGAAUUCCACUGAUUCACUACCCACUGCCUAAAGAAAUUCCUCCUCAUCUGCUUUCUAAAGGUUCAUCCUUUUAAUCUGAGGCUGUGCCUUCUGGUCCGAGACUCUCCCACUAGUGGAAACAUCCUCUCCACGUCCACUCUACCCAGGCCUUUCAUUAUUCGGUAAGUUUCAUUGAAAUCCCCCCUCAUUCUUCCAAACUCCAUCGACUACAGGUCCAGGGCCAUCCAAAGCUCAUCACUUUACUAAUCGACAUGGAAAGUGUGCCCUGAUGUUUGAGGGAGAUUCCAUUAUCAUUAGAUUUCCAGGUGUCAAUAUGUGAGGUCCGCUGGUGAGGAAACUGAGUGAGCUAACUCCACUGCUUCAUAGAAAAUAGCUUUGCAGACCAAACUCUGAGCAACAGUCCUUGCUUUAUGAACCUUUGCAACUGGAGAAAUAUGUAUCCUCAUAGAAAUACAUACAUUUAUCAACAUGCAGAAGAAUAUACUCUAAUGCAUGCAUUCCAAUGCAGGAACAGGGAACUGCUGACAAAAACACAAAGUGUUGGAGUAACACAGAACCAACCCAAGACGUUGCCUAUCCACGUUCUCCAGAGAUGCUUCUUGCCCCACUGAGUUACCCCAGCAUUUUGCAGUACCUUCCAAUGAGGACAUUUUACAAGAUAUAUAUUUCAAAGGCUAUCAUUCAAUGGUACGUUCUGAAAGAUCACCUUGAAGGAAUAUCCUUCAAGGAAUAUAUUCCAAUGGAUAUAUUACAGUAGAUAUUUUCCAUCAGCUAUGGGCGACACUGUGACGCAGGGGUGGAGUUGCUGCCUUACAGCGCCAGAGAUCCGGGCUCGAUCCUGACUCCAGGUGCUGCCUGUACGAAGUUUGCACGUUCUGCCCAUGACCGUAUGGGUUUUCCUUGUGUGCUCCGGUUUCCUCCCACAUUCCAAAGACGUACAGAAUUGUUGGUUAAUUGGCCUUGCUAAAGGUUGUAUAUUGCAUCUUAUAGUAGGACAGUGCUAGUGUAUGGGGUGAUCGCUGGUCGGCGUGGACACGGUGGGCCGAAGCGCCUAUUUCCGCGUUGUUUCUCUAAACUAAUCGAUUGUGCAAUUGGUGUAUACAGAUGAGUAUAUUCUGAUGGAUAUAUUCAAAGAUAUAUAACAAUAGGCAUAUUCUAAUGUUUAUGAAUUGUAUAUUCUAUCGUAUAAACUUUGAAGGAUAAGCUCUGAUAUUUCCAUUGGCUAUAUUCCAGUUGCUUUUCCAUGCUUCACUGCGUGCUUAUCACACUUCCGUCAUUUCCCAUUGCCUGAAUGAAGUUCAUUUUAAUGCUGUUUAAUUAAAACCAGACUUAAAGAAAAACAAGUUGUGAUUUACGUUGUAAAUAGAGGACCUGGCAUUGAUCAGAAAUACAUUCGAUUAUUUUCAUGAACUGCAGGAAAAAAAAUAGCUUAGCGUGAGAUUUUAUUGGGGGUAGAAUAAAAUUCAGAUGCGAAUUUUGCAACUAAACAAUUUCUGACUAUUGCGCUUUUGGUCCUUAACAAUACUGGAUAAACAUGCUAUCAAUUCUUCAGUGAAAGUCUCAUUUCAAGUUACAAUGUCCAAAAAUGGAAUAAAUUAUCUGCACUGUUUCAAAUGGAUUAGAUGGAAAUAAAAAAUAUAAUUAAUACAGAGUUUGUACAUUCUCCCUGUGAUCCCGUGGGUUUUCUCCUGAUCCUCUGGUUUCCUUCCGCAUUCCAAAGACGUAUAGGGUUGUAGGUCUGAAGAUUGGUUCAGAUCCAAAAUGUCAUCUAUUUUUGGCCAGAGAUGCUGCCUGAACCAUUGAGUUACUCCAGCAUUUUGUGUGUAUCUUUGAUAUAAACCAGCAUCCACAGUAGUUUCCUACACAGGUUUAUAGAUUAAUUGGCUUUGGGAAAAAAAUGUAAAUUGUCCCUCGUGUGUAGAAUAGUGUCAGUGUCUGGGGUGAUUGGUGAUCGGCACUGUAUCUUUAACGUUUAAGAUCUAAAGAGAAACUUUCGAAAGUGCAUUAAACACAUACUCAAAAAAGAAUACUUGUCUUGGUCCAUGGGGAUUGAGCAGAGAUUGGGGGACAAGUGGAUUCCUCUUGGUGGAGAUGUCCGGGCGGCACAGUGGCGCAGCUGGUAGAGCCGCUGCCUCACAGCACCACAGACCCAGGUUCGAUCCUGACCUCGGGUGCUGUCGGUACGUGGGUUUAUGACCACGUGGGUUUUCUCCUGGUGCGCCGGUUUCCUCACAUAUCCCAAAGACGUGAAGGUUAAUUGGCCCUCUGUGAAUUGCCCCCUAGUGUGUAGGAUGGGAUAAGAUAUGGGUGACCAAUGGCCUGCAUUUACUCAGGAGGCUGAAGGGCCCUUUUCCACGCCAUAUCUCUCAAAAACCAACAUUCCUACAGGGAGUGAUUGGGUGAGACUGGACCUUGAUGAUGCUAGCAACCUUGUAAAAAAAAAUGCAAGUCUUCAAAUAAAUUGCUAUUGGGUUAUUCAAGUAACCAUAUGCCACAGCUGAAAUCAUUCUGAUUUUGGUUACUGUGUACAUGCUUGAAGGGUGGCAUUGCUGGUCUUGCCUCACAGCACCAGACUCACAUUUCCAAUACCCUCCUCCAUUUGUGAUUGAUCGAUCAAAUGAAUGAAUGAAUGAAAUAUACAGCAUUGAAACAGGUCCUUUGGCCCAUCGUCUACACAAUGGACCAUGUGGCUUAUUUCCGAGUGCUCUGGUUUCCUCUCAAAGACAUGCAGGUUGGUAGAGGUAGAGAAAAUAAUCCUAUGAUUAAGGGCCACUGAUCAUCCAAUGGAUAGACACACAGUGCUGGAGUAACUCAGCGGGUUAGGCAGCAUCUCUGGAGAAAAAGGAUGGGUGACGUUUCGGGUCGGGUCCCUUCUUCAGAUUGAAAGGCGGUGGGGUGGAGGAGGUAAAGAGCUGGAGGUGAAGAAAGACCAGGACUAAGCAAAUAGCCUCAGGCAGGACAUUGCCUGGUAGGUCCACUGGAGGCUAGGAAGGGGUGACCCAAAGAGGAUCAAUGUUGAGAACUAUGGAACUGGUAAAAUGACUGGGGAGGAGGAAGGGGGCAAGGAGAGAGCGGGAGGGGAGCGUUUGUGAAUUGCCCAGUUAUUUUCCAAUUGGCGACAUUGACUGACUAAUGACAGGACAGUGUGGCGUGGCAAUUGGUGACCUAACACAUGCCUCUAGAAAGCGUACCACCACUGGCAACUCACCAGAGAGGUUUCGGGAGCCGUUGGUUAGAAGAGGGUACAGGAAAAUAAUUGGGAAAAUAUGAUAGUGCUGAGUAAAACAAAUCAAAAAUCUAAUCACUCCCCUAUUUGUAAUUGUGAAUAUACCGUCACUGAGCAACAUUGGUAUGGUGUUCCUUAUCAAUGACUAUUGCUUCACGGAGAUUUGUGUCCAGUUGCAAUUUGUAAAAUACUGUAUAUAUUUACUUUGUAGUAUGUUGUACAAGAUUAGUUAUUACAGUUCAUGUUUUCUCUCUUAUUGAUUGUGUUUCCAGUUAUAAAUUGCCUCAAAGCUUGGAGUUUGAAUACGACGAUGGGACAAUGUGAUUUUCAUUUUAUUUUUCUUUAUUGAAAGAAUUACUAAGUAUUUAUGAUUACAGACGUAAAGCUGCCGAGAUUCCUUGGUCUACUGACCCACAGCAUCGCAAGUUGAAGAUGUGAGGGUUUAUUGGCCUUUGAAAAUUGCCCUUAGUGUGUAGAGUGUGGAUGAGCAAGUGGGAUUACACAGAACUAGUUGCUAACCAGCGUUCGAUGGCCGGCAUGGACUUGUUGGGCCAAGGGGCCUGUUCUUAUGCUGUGUUUCUAUAUUAACAAGUCUGAGACAAAACUGGUAGUGCUGCCACCUCACAGAACCAGAGAUCCUGGGUUCAAUCCUGACCUCUGGGUCGAGGUGCAGGUUCUCCCUGUGACCGCAUGGGUUUCCUCCGGGUGCUCCGGUUUCCUUCCACAUCCCAAAGACGUGCGGGUUUGUAGGUUAAUUGGCCUCAAUAAAAUUAUCCCUAGCAUGUAGGGAGUGGAUAUGAAAGUGGGAUGACAUAGAACUAAUGUGAACGGGUGAUCGAAGGUCAGCGUGGACUCGAUGGGCAGAAUGGCCUGUUUCCAUGCUGUAUCUCUAAAUUCUAAACUCUAGGAAAUAGCUGAGUAGAGGUUCAUUGUCACAAACCCCUGGAAUAUUUGGAAAGGGAAGUUUAUUUUAAAACACCGAUUCUGAUUCUUGUACCUAGGAAGUAAAAGAAUGGAAGAAGAUUUUUUUUUUGAAAGGAGCUCAGUCUGUGAUGUGGAUGUUUAGAGGAGCAAAUAUUUCUCCAUAAUGCUGUAAAUCUUCUUUAAUUUAAACCAAGUGACCAUUGGCAUUCUGCAGCUUUAAUUAUUUUUAAAUGGAACUGUGUUAAAUCGAACACUGUAUUUAAUCAGUUUUCAUAGAGUUUAGUUGUAAUGUUUACUUUGUGUGUAUUUAUACUCUUUCAUUUCAAUAAAGCUGAAGUAUAUUAGAAUACGGCUUUUAAAUGUGAA